Fopius arisanus is the source of this 1009-nucleotide messenger RNA. RefSeq names its product Kallmann syndrome 1 (gene Kal1). Gene Ontology annotation, cellular component: cell surface; extracellular region. Gene Ontology annotation, biological process: neuron differentiation. The record is from RefSeq and is a predicted model, not a curated record. Gene Ontology annotation, molecular function: peptidase inhibitor activity; protein binding. Lineage: Eukaryota; Metazoa; Arthropoda; Insecta; Hymenoptera; Braconidae.
AUGAAAUAUAUUGAGGAUUAUGAUCCUGUUAAUGUGGCUAGGUGCGAUUCUAAGUGCGAUGGAUAUUCACCGAUUGAUCAGUGCAUGGUGAAUUGUUUAUCCGAGAACUACACGAAGCCUGGCAAUUGUCCAGAGGAGAAUUCGAUGUCUCCAUUUGAAGCAGCUUGCUUGGAGGCAUGUGGAGAUGAUUCCCAAUGUCCAGAUUUCACGAAAUGCUGCACGAAUGACUGCGGUGUCACCUGCAUGAUGCCAACAGGCCUAGAAGAUCGUGAUGAUAUUCCACCGAUUCCUGAGAACAUCGAAAUACGACGUGAUAAAACAACGAUGGUGACCCUCAACUGGAGUCCCACCAAGAGUCCAGUGAAAAUGACAAAAUUCAAUGAAGAUUUAAUAAACGAUGAACAAUCGAGUAUCAGAUAUCUAGUUGAGGAACGUCACGUACUGGGUCCCCGAUACUUGGAAUCACGACUGAGUUCGUGGUCUGUGCGUCACGUUUCCAGCAAGCCACACGCCUCCAUCAGGGCUGAAGUCAAAACUGGACACUGGUACCAAUUCCGAGUGGCAGCGGUUAAUGAGAAUGGAUCCAAAGGAUACUCAUUACCAUCCACUCCCUUCAAGACCGCAGCACCGAAGAAUCCCCGAGAGCCCCGGAAUUUAUCGCUGAGUGGUGCACGUGUCCAACCAACGACUGGAAAUCUGAGAAUUUUUCUCAGGUGGAGGCAGCCAUCAUCCGACGUUCCCAUCACCUUCUACAAACUCUUCUGGAGUCGAUUUAUUCGGGGACCACCUAACGACUCAAUUCUGGUUCAUCAUCAGAGUCUUCCUAAGGAGAAAAAUUGUUAUGAAAUAAAAAAUCUGGAGAUCGGCUUUCAAUAUUUCCUGCAAGUCCAGGCGAUAUCGCUGUAUGGAGAUCGUCGAUUGGCAUCCCGAAAGGCGUCGAUCGUCUUCAACAGCACGGAUUACGAGAAAUACGGUAGGGAUGCGACAGAUAGCGGAAUCUGAGGGACGU